AUGCGCCUGCGCACCCGCGCGUGGGAUGGCGGGAAACGCGCCGCGCGAACCCUCCCGAACCUUCCAGAACCGCGCCCCCCCCAAUACCCCGGACUGCGCGUGCGCACCACCCCGUCGCCCGGGGCAACAGCGGCGCCCCCUGGGGGCCGUGCUGAGUCACCCCCCCCCACCCCAACAGGACCCCGCUCGGCCGCCGUAGCCCCCGCACCGGAAGUGGGGCCGCGCGCCCGCGCAACAUGGCAGCGGCCACGUGCUGAAGACGGCCCCCCGCGCGCGCACAAAGGCACACACGCGCCAGUGCACACGGCGGUGAUGGAGGGAAAGGGCUGCCCUACCGUGGCGGUGCGAAGGAGCGAGGUGCGCGGGCUGAGGCUGCUGCAGGGCCGGACGGCGGAGCUGACAGAAGAGGAGCGACUGUGGCGGCCCCGGGGUUCAUAUAGCGGCGGAGCACCCGCCCGGCCCCGCCCCCACGACGAGGAUCCCUCCGCCUUAAAGGGGCCGCCUCCUCGUCACCGGCUGCAGAAGGGGGCUGAACUGCAGCCGGGCCCCGGGAAAUGCUCCAUCAGCCCGGCUCUCGGAUUCUGGGCCGUGAGGCGACCGGUUUUCCAGCAGUUUCCAGGCCCGCCUGGGCGCCGCUCGGCGCUUCUCUGCCCCCGCUCGUCACGUGACCCGCCCCUUCAGACCCGCUCCCUCAGACUCCAGGAAGGGUCGCCGAGGCCCAGGCAGCCCCCCGCAACGUCCCCCGGGCCCGAGGAGGGGGGCAGGGGACGCAUCACCCCUUCUCUGCUGGCUUGGGAAGCGGCAGUGACGGAGCAGAGUUCGGCUCGGGGGGCAAGCCGAGGCCAAAGGGAGAAGAAGGCCGGCCCGUCGGACGGUCCCCCCCCCGCCGGCUCCUGA
Messenger RNA from Tachyglossus aculeatus (Australian echidna), 897 nucleotides. RefSeq names its product proline-rich protein 2-like. The record is from RefSeq and is a predicted model, not a curated record. The transcript is spliced from 5 exons. Bases 1 to 897 code for a protein of 298 amino acids. Lineage: Eukaryota; Metazoa; Chordata; Mammalia; Monotremata; Tachyglossidae.